Molecule: messenger RNA, 1698 nt
Organism: Cydia pomonella (codling moth)
Lineage: Eukaryota; Metazoa; Arthropoda; Insecta; Lepidoptera; Tortricidae
Exons: 2
Coding region: 1-1698 (565 amino acids)
Source: RefSeq, a predicted model, not a curated record
AUGAUCCAAGAAGUUUAUAGCCAGAUUUUGAGGGAAGGUUUAUUGAAAGGACCAGCCGGGUCCCCAGUAGCUCAGUGUACUGCCUUUGGCUGGAUAGUGUCUGGAACAGUGCGCGCCGCGGGAGUAGAUAAUCAAAUAUCCGUUUUCCAUACACAGGUGGAGGACAAUGAAAUAAUAAAAAGAUUUUGGGAAUUGGAAAAUGAGCCUUUAUUAAGUUCACAGAUUUUAACAAAAGAAGAACAGAGGUGUGAAGACUUGUUCUCAGCCACGACGCGUAGAGAUGAAACUGGAAGGUACGUCGUGAAGUUGCCAUUUCGCGAUGAGGAGUCGACCUGGAACAAUGGGAACUCUCGUGAGAUAGCAAUAAAAAGGUUAAAAGCAUUAGAAAGAAAGUUCACAAAAGAUAAGGUACUAAAGGAGAGAUAUACGGAAGUGAUAAAUGAAUACUUACAGUUAGGUCAUAUGGUGCCUGUACCAAAUCAAGAGAUUAGUAAACAAAGAUCAGCUUACCUGCCACAUCAUGCAGUCGUCAGAGAGGAUAAGAUAACCACAAAGGUCAGGGUGGUAUUCGAUGCGUCCUGCAAAAAUGAAGACGGCGUGUCAUUGAAUGACAACUUGAUGGUUGGGCCUACACUGCAGCCAGACCUGCGACAUUUGAUCAUGAGUUGGAGGAAACAUCCAGUAUGUUUAAUUGCUGACAUCGUUAAGAUGUACCGAAUGGUGAGAGUAGCAGAAGAAGAUUGCGAUUUUCAACGCAUAGUGUGGAGAAGUUCGCCGGAAAAUGAUAUACGGGACUACAAGUUACUUACUGUCACGUUCGGCACAGCUUCAGCGCCUUAUUUAGCAGUCAGAAGUUUAAAUCAAGUCGCCACAGAUCAUAAAGAAGAGUACCCAAUGGCAUCAGAGAAAGUCGCAAGGGAGUUUUAUAUGGAUGAUCUGAUGACCGGGUGCGAGACCAUAGAGGAGGGUACAAGAUUAUAUCAGGAGAUGAAGGAACUAUUAAAGAAAGGUGGAUUCAUUCUACAAAAGUGGUCAAGUAACAAAGAUGAAUUACUACAGAUAAUAGAUGACUCAGGAAAUGGAGAAAAUAACAAGCAGGACAAAGCUUUAGAAUUUAAACAGGACAACAUAGUAAAGAUAUUAGGACUCACCUGGAAUAGAAGUCGCGAUGAAUUUCAAUACUCGGUGAAGCUGCCUCCGUUGUCAGCACCUGUAACAAAAAGAAAAAUUAUAUCCGACGUUUCGCGGUUAUUCGACCCCCUGGGGUGGAUAGCUCCGUGCGUAAUAAAAGCUAAGAUAUUCAUUCAGCGAUUGUGGAUAGCAGGGACAGAAUGGGAUGAGGAACCACCAUCAAGCAUCUUAGAAGAUUGGUAUACUUACCGCAAUGAACUGGCUCAACUUACUAACUUCAGUAUUCCGCGGUGGAUGUUCACAAAGGCAGAUGACGUCGUCACCGAAUUGCAUGGCUUCUCGGACGCAUCCAAUGUCGCCUAUUCUGCGGUUGUUUAUUUGCGCGUUAUAAACGCAAAUUCAGACGUCCAUGUCGUCCUAGUUAGCGCUAAAACCAGAGUGUCACCCGUUCGGCAAGUCAGCAUUCCACGUUUGGAGCUCUGUGGUGCUGCCCUGCUGACUAAGCUGUUGGUUGAGGUAGCUGGGGUUUUGAAUAUUCCCAGGGACCGAUAUAAGAGCUUGGACUGA